Verticillium alfalfae VaMs.102 is the source of this 1245-nucleotide messenger RNA. RefSeq names its product U3 small nucleolar RNA-associated protein. The coding region runs from base 1 to 1245 and encodes 414 amino acids. NCBI's taxonomy places the organism in Eukaryota, Fungi, Ascomycota, Sordariomycetes, Glomerellales, Plectosphaerellaceae. Gene Ontology annotation, biological process: positive regulation of transcription by RNA polymerase I; maturation of SSU-rRNA from tricistronic rRNA transcript (SSU-rRNA, 5.8S rRNA, LSU-rRNA). Gene Ontology annotation, molecular function: snoRNA binding. Gene Ontology annotation, cellular component: t-UTP complex; small-subunit processome; 90S preribosome. The record is from RefSeq and is a predicted model, not a curated record. The transcript is spliced from 2 exons.
AUGGAGACAUCCAAGAUGCGCGAGCUGUACGCCACGCUGCUCAAGGACACGCUGGCGCUGGCCGAGACGGUCAAGCCCACGCGGGCACUUCAUGAGUGCUGCGGCUCGGCGCUGGCGAACCUGCUCAACCUCUUGUCAAUUGGCGAGUUCAUCAAGGCUGUGGAGAACCUCAUGGACAAGACGGAAAUUGACCUGCGACGCAAGGUGCUGCGGGCGCUCGAGGUGCGCGUCGAGCAGGAGGGCACGGCGGACGCGACAUCACGGGCGGCGCUGCUGGGCUUCCUGCCGCAGCUGACGGCGGCCAUUCGCGACACGGACGAUCUCAAGUACAAGCACACGGCGGUGGCGUGCGUAGACAAGAUUGCGGAGAAGUACGGCAAGAAGGACCUCGAGGCGGUGGCGGCGGCGGCAGCGACCAUUGCCGGGCCCUCGUGCCUCGGCCAGCCCGACACGCAACUGCGCGUUAUGACGCUACUCUGCCUGGCGUCCCUCGUGGACGUGCUCCAGGACGGCAUCCUGCCGGUGCUCGCGCUGGCGGUUCCGCAGGCGAUUCUGUAUAUCCGCCAGAGCCUCGAGGCGGAGGAUGGCGACGACCAGAGCAGCGACCUGCACAACGCGGGCUACUCGUUCAUCACGGCGCUGGCACAGCACCUGCCGUACAUGGUGACGGGGGCCUAUCUCGACCAAGUGCUCCUGGCGUCCAACGCGUCAGCGGAAGCGGACCUCGACGACGACGCCAGCGACAGCCGGCUCAACUGCGUCCGCUUCCUGGCGCGCAAGGUGGAGCCCAAGGUUUUCUUCGCGGGUCUCGAGCGCAACUGGGAGGCGGCGGUCGCAGCUGGAAACGAGGCGCCGGCGCACUUUGGCGGUGUCGCAGGGGUGCUCACGGGCCAGCUCACGCGGGCCGGCGGUUCCGACAAGCUGGAUGUCGGGGCACACCUCAUCCCGGCCCUCAUCGAGCUCGCGAGCGCGGCGGAUUCGGCGGACCACCAGAAGGAGCUCAACACGGCGGUGCUCAAGCACCUGCGGGACGAGCGUGCCGGCGUCAGGCUGGCGGCGGUCAAGUGCCAGCAGGCGCUCACGGACAAGCUGGGCGAGGAGUGGCUGUCAGCGCUGCCGGAAAUGCUGCCUUACAUCAGCGAGCUCCAGGACGACGACGAUGAGGCCGUGGAGAGGGAGACGCACCGGUGGAUCGUCAAGAUUGAGGGCGUGCUGGGUGAGAGUCUUGACUCGAUGCUGCAGUAA